GAAAGUAAUAUUGCAACAACUGUUUAGUUUCCUGCCAUUUUCAAGUGUUAAUUCUUGUCAUAUUAUGUAUAUCUUUCACUUUUGAUACCAUAGUUUAUGCAGUCUCUUGUAGAUGCAUGAUCAAAAGUUACACUAGAAGGAGAAAUUAAGUUAUUAUUAUACUACUAAGAUUUAUAAGAAAACUGUUUUUUUUUUUUUUUUUUGUGCAUGUCUUUGGAAUAAUUUAAUUGAUUUUUGAUUCUCAACAAUUGCAAAAGAAAUAGGAAGGAGAAGAGACAGAAAGUUUUUAGUUUAUGGCAAAAAAAAAAAAAAACUCAACCGACAGUGCCCUUCUUCGUUCUAUCUUUUUCCUAAUUUUACAUAUUUUACUUUCUCAGAAUGAACUAAAAUUGAUUAAUGACUAUACUUAGAAUAAUUGGUUCUGUCUUUUACGAUACUUCCAGCAUUGAAGAUAAGUUGAAUUAAAUCUAUAUACUGUGUGGAUUGGGAUUUUUAAAUUAGAAAAUUGUAAUUGUAAUCUACAUAUUAAUUAAACUAUUAAACAAAUAAUAUUUGUUAAAAGUUAAAACACAUCCAUCAGGAAAAAGUAAGGAUAUGAUCAAUGAAGCAUACCCAUUAUUGUACCCUGCCGACUUGAUUUUUUUUUUUUUUUUUCAUCGUACCCUGCCGACUUGACAACAGCAAAAUAAAGAAAUUUCAAUUUUCCAAAAGUGUGUCAUAACUUUUGAGAGAAAUAGGUAAAAGUUAAAGGUGUAAAGUAAAUCAAGUCGUGUUUGUAAGGAGUACUGUGCUGAGCUUUCUGAUACUGCUUAGUUGUCAGCAUCAUGUAUUCAUAAUUGGCUAAAUUAGAAUAAGGAAAAGACGGCACCCACAGCCCACAGGUGUGGCCGAGUGAUCGUGUAUCUGCCUAAUCCUUAGUGGGCAGAGUUAUCCGAAAUUUGUAUUGGUGGAAGCCGGAAGGUAUGAGGUACCAGGUGGAGUUAUCCGAUAUUUGUACCGGUGAUAGAUAGCAGAUCGGUCGAAUAGUCCAGGGGUUCGAGAAUUCAUGCACGGUGUAGCAAAUGGAAAGACAGCUUAAGCAAGGUGAAAGAAAGAGAAUCGAGAAUGAAGAGCUUGUCAAAUACAUGUCAAGUUUGCCUAGUUUUCUGGAAAAGGGGGAAAAUCUACAGGACAAAGCUUUCAGUGUCGGCGUCCUAGAUUGGCGCUUUCUUGAAAAAUGGCAAUACGAACAUGUAAACAUACCUUGUAGAAGUAGUGUGUGUUCACCGUCAAGCAGCAAUACCUUGUCAGUUUCCUCGAUGGAAGGAUCUUCAUCUAAUUCUAGUAGAGCCCGAAGCUGCUCCCCUUCUCGUAGGAAGAAUCAACAAAGAAAUCUGCUAGAACUCAGCAAAGAUCAACACCCACGGAGGACUUCUCGUGUUAGGAGAUCACUUGAUGUAGAGACUGAGACGAGAACAUCAAGUUCAAAGGGGAAUAUGAAGAUCCAAGAUAGAGAAUGUUUAUCAAAACAAGAGGAAGGGUUUGCAAUAUCAUGCCAUAGAGUUGAUGAUUUUGUUUGCAUAGAGAAGCAUAAAUCAGUUACCCUUCAAGUACCAGAACCUGGCCAAGAAACUAACAGCUGCACAACUUACUGCCCACCUGAUUCAGUAGUGAGAAACGAGGGAGCGGUGAAACCAAGCAGGCGGAGCUUUUCUUGUGGAUUUAUUUCUGCAUUUCUCCCUGCUGAAGCUGGUGAGUCGAAGAUGGGACAAGCGAGUUCAGUAGAUGCAAAGGAUACUAGCUCUUCAUCUCAGACAAUUCAGCCUUCAUCAUAUUCUGUAAAAAGAUUUUCCAGCCCACCCAGAGUGAAUUACAAACUAGAGAAGAAGUCAACUGCGACGCUUAACAAUCCAGUUGCCCCUAGUUCUUCGGAAACUACAAAAGUCAGAAAUUCCUCUCCAACUCGUCGGCUUAGCAUGGCAAUGGGAAGGAUUGGCCAGAUGUCUGGUAUAAAAGAUUUGAUGACUGUAUCACAAGGUGUCAAAUAUCCUGCAGAACAAUCUGGUUCGAAUAAAGCUCAAACUUCAUCCUCUCUUGAUACAGGCUGUGAUAAAGCGGACCCCACUAACCGAGCCAGGACUAGUCCUUUGAGAAGGUUGCUAGACCCACUGCUGAAGCCAAAGACAGGCAACUCUGAUAAUGUUAAACGUGGUGAACCUCCCACAAAACGCUCAUUGAAAGUCAAACUGGACUUGAAGGGCUGUAGAGAUGUUGAUAUCAAUGAUCCAUGUUCUAAAGGUACAAAUGUACCAUCAAAAUUGCAAGCUCUCCUCCAAGUAGCUGUGAAGAACGGUCUUCCUCUGUUCACAUUUGCAGUUGACAAUGAAGUUGACAUUUUAGCAGCCACAAUGAAAAGAUUUAGUUCGACGUUGAAGGAAAAUAGUUGCUGGAUUUAUACUUUCUUCACCAUUCAUGAGACGAAGAAAAAGAGCGGAAGUUGGUUAAAUCAAGUCGGAAAAAACACAGGUCGUGGAAUUACGCCUAACAUCGUUGGCAAGAUGAAGGUUACUGACAUUCCAUUCUCCGAAUUAAACAGGGAGAAACUUGACUCACAGUAUAGAAUUAGGGAGUUUGUUUUGUUCGCCACAGAUUCAAGGCAUCAACCAAAUGAUGAGCUUGCAGCUAUUGUUCUCAAAGUACCCAAUUGCCAUCAGGAUCGCGACUGCAGCAAUAUUUCAGCCUUAGGUUUAACAAAUCCUUUUGAGGAUCUUAGCAUGACAGCUAUACUUCCUGGUGGUGCACAUAGCCUACCUAGUAAAGGGGAGCCUUCUUCACUGAUCGAGAGAUGGAAGACAGGUGGAUUGUGCGAUUGUGGUGGAUGGGAUUUGGGUUGCAAAAUAAGAUUACUUAUCAAUCGCACUAAUCCGCCAACGAUAUCCAGUUAUCCCAAACCCAAACUUACUGCUGAAAAAUAUGAACUUUUAUCCGAGGACAAUAAGCCAGUCUUAAGCUUGUCCACGUUUAAGGAUGGGAUAUAUUCAGUUGAGUUCAGUUCGUCGUUGAAGGUUCUACAGGCAUUCUCCAUUUGUAUAGCAGUUUUAAAUGGUAGAAAUCAAGAAAUCUUGCAUAUGCAAACUUGAUUGCUGAAAAGUUCUGAUGAAGUAAAUCCUGUUGCCAGAAGAUACUGAGAGAGCCCAAUUGGAGUUUUCUGCUAAAUUUUUCUCAAUUCCUUCACUUUCCCCUGUUGUAAAAGUCUAUGAGACUUGCUACCAAACAUGGUGAAACGUCAAACCAAGGUUCUAUAGUUUUUUAUUUUUAUUUUUAAAGUUCUAAAACUAUAGUUAAGCUUGUAGAACAUCAGUCCAUAAUUGAUAAACCGAUAAGGCAUGAAGUUGAAUAAGGAUAAGGCGGAGUCAGAGGCGGAUCUAGUGCAAAUUUAUGGGUUCAAAAUAUGUGAUCUUAUUAUAUGUAUACAUUUGAUAAAUA
Lycium barbarum (goji berry) is the source of this 3465-nucleotide messenger RNA. RefSeq lists its product as uncharacterized. The coding region runs from base 1062 to 3119 and encodes 685 amino acids. NCBI's taxonomy places the organism in Eukaryota, Viridiplantae, Streptophyta, Magnoliopsida, Solanales, Solanaceae. The transcript has 3 exons. The record is from RefSeq and is a predicted model, not a curated record.